AUGGCAGGCCUUAAGACCAUAAUCGUCCUCUCCUUCAUACUCGCCAUCGGCUUUCUGCUGGUCAUCCUCUCCUCAGCACUCUUCGAAUCCUACCUCACUCUGCUCGUAGUUGCGACAUACGUAAUCGCGCCUCUGCCUAAUUGGAUAUGCGCAAAAGCACAACAACAGGACGACUUUAUGGACAAUGGCAGCAGCAGUAUCAUUGAGCUGGGAAGAUUCAUCACGGGCUUCUUAGUGGUCAUGGGAAUUGCUCUCCCCGUUAUUCUGGCACACUGCGAUCAGAUCAAGAUUCCCGCUAUGAUCAUGAGUAUCAUCGGAGGUCUGCUGAUUUAUGGGACCAUUAUAUCCUUCACCCUGUUCUUCCGAGAACAGGAAGAAUUUUAA
Pseudocercospora fijiensis CIRAD86 is the source of this 384-nucleotide messenger RNA. Its product is annotated as leptin receptor. Lineage: Eukaryota; Fungi; Ascomycota; Dothideomycetes; Mycosphaerellales; Mycosphaerellaceae. The transcript is spliced from 3 exons. Gene Ontology annotation, biological process: late endosome to vacuole transport via multivesicular body sorting pathway. The record is from RefSeq and is a predicted model, not a curated record. Bases 1 to 384 code for a protein of 127 amino acids. Gene Ontology annotation, cellular component: Vps55/Vps68 complex; endosome.